Rosa rugosa (rugosa rose) is the source of this 1918-nucleotide messenger RNA. RefSeq lists its product as uncharacterized. Gene Ontology annotation, molecular function: protein binding. Lineage: Eukaryota; Viridiplantae; Streptophyta; Magnoliopsida; Rosales; Rosaceae. The record is from RefSeq and is a predicted model, not a curated record. The transcript is spliced from 7 exons. The coding region runs from base 99 to 1673 and encodes 524 amino acids.
CUUGCACCAGAUUUCACAAUUCUCUUGCACAAAGUUCUCUCGCACCUUUUUGAUCUUUCUCCUCAGUCCUUAUUAUAGUCUCUCGUUUCUGACAUCCAAUGGCCGACGAGCAGAAGCAACGCGUCGUUCUCAAUCCCGCCGAUUGCGACAUAGGUUUCAACAUUGAAGGCAAUGGGCUUUUGGGCUCUUCCCUGUACGAGAAGGGAUUAGCUUAUUGCUGGUUCGGUGCUCGAGCCAAUAUGGGUAUAACCGGUGGGAAGUACUGUUUCGGUUGCAAAGUGGUGUCGUUCCAAUCUGUUCAAAUGGAGGACACUGACCCUGAAGACCGGAAUCUUUGCCGGGUUGGUAUUUCUAGAGGGGAUGAUGUGGUGGGAAGCCUAGGGGAAACAAGUCACAGCUUUGGGUAUGAGGGCACUGGAAAAUUCUGGAAUGCUACGAGGUCUCCGUGCUAUGGUGGGAAGUUUGGGCUUGGAGAUACUAUUGUUUGUGCAGUCAAUCUUGAAGAAAAGCCCUUGGCUUCCAUUUCUUUUUCCAAGAAUGGAAAGUGUUUGGGUACGGCGAUGAAGUUCAAUGCGCUGGUGGAUCCUGAAGUGAAGAAUUUUCAAUGGGAAUCUGCCUUUUUCCCUCACCUUCUGUUGAAAAAUGUGGAAGUGGAGUUGCAGUUCAGUGUUGAAGGUGGACUUGUUCCUGAAGAUGGUUUUAAGCCUUGGGCGGCUGCUCUUGGGGAUGGAAAUGCGAUUGGGGGACCAGUUUUUGAUGAUCCAAAGGAUUGUGAAGUGAUGAUGAUGGUGGGUAUGCCCGCCUCAGGCAAAACAACUUGGGCGGAAAAAUGGGUGAAAGAGCACCCAGAGAAGCGAUAUGUUUUGCUUGGGAUAAAUAUGGUUCUGGAUCAAAUGAAGGUGCCAGGGCACUUGCGUAAGCAGCAUAAGGAGAAUCUUGGUGACCCAUAUCGUCUCGAAUGUCUGAUGAUUAAAGCAAGUUAUAUCUUAGAUAGUCUUUUAUCCAGAGCAACUGCCAGAGCAGCCACCAGUCCUCGCAAUUACAUUCUUGAUAGGACAUAUGUAGACAAGGAUGACCGUGAGUAUGAACUUAGGCAGUUCAAUCUUUUCAAGCAGAUUGCUGUUGUGGUGUUUCCAAGCCCUGAAGAGGUGAAGACUCGAUUGUUGAAAAGAUUUGAAGAUUUUGGAUCUUUGGGACCCGCUGAUAUACUGAAUGAAAUGUUGGCCAAUUUUGCUUUACCUGUAACCAAGGACGUGCCUUGUUCAGAUGAGCUUUUUGAUGAGGUUAUGUUCGUUGAACUCAACAGAGACGAAUCACAUAAACUUUUGGAGGAGAUGAAGCAGGAAGAAUCUGAUGUGAACUCGAAUUACUCUUCACCAUAUUCCUGCAGAAACUUUGAUGAGUCAUAUCCUUUUUCACCUAAAUACGGGGAGAGGAUCUUGCCACAUCCCACUCCUUCACCGCAAUACGAAGUAGCUCCAGCAGUCAACAUCGGUGUUGCCACUAACGCCUAUCCUAGUGCCGCGUUUCAACCCUGUGCAAUUGCUUCAUUCACAGGCAAUGCUCCUGGAUGUCAUGGUAAUGCUGGAUACUUGAAUUGUGCUGCUCCUCAGCUUUCAAGAGCACCUGCAGGUCUCCAUAGUCCUCUUUGUCCACCUGGUCCCGGGUAUUGAUGGCCAUGCUUUUGAAAGGAGAAAGAGUACCUAGUGAUCGAUUUGAUUAGCUUAUUUAUUUCGUUGUCAUCUUGCUAUAUGACCUCUCUUAAGGAUGGUUUGGUUUGGUUUGCUUUUCUUACUUCAUUAGUCUUUUUAGGGGGAUUGCAUCGAGUAUGGUCUAUGAUCAUUGACCUUCGAUCUGCCAUCUUAAUUUAACUUCGAUAUCAGCUGCUGCAUAUUGUAAAUUAGUUCCUUUGUUGUUC